CCCAAAGAGGCCAGAGACGUUGGCGCCUUCGAGCAGGCUGCAUCGGUGGAGUUUUCUUACCUUGACCCCAUCGUCACCAAGCUCGCAUAUGAGAGAUCGUUUAAGAACAUGAUGGGUCAUGGCGAUCCAGAUGCCGCCACGGUCGCCUCUCUCGAGAACAAUCUCAAAGAAUGCCUUGAUUACUACGAGAGGAUUCUUGCAAGCCAAGACUUCGUCGCUGGAAGGCAUGCAACAUUGGUUGACCUCUUCCAUGUUCCCUGGCUCGCUUUCCUCCCGCGAAUCGGGCUCCAGGAUGAAAUUUCUUCCCGCGAGAACGUCAAGGCUUGGGGGAAAAGACUGCAAGAUCGUCCUGCUUGGCAGAAGAUCUCAGAGCGAGCAGCACAUUAA
Molecule: messenger RNA, 387 nt
Organism: Aureobasidium namibiae CBS 147.97
Lineage: Eukaryota; Fungi; Ascomycota; Dothideomycetes; Dothideales; Saccotheciaceae
Product: glutathione S-transferase
Exons: 3
Cellular component (GO): cytoplasm
Molecular function (GO): glutathione binding; glutathione transferase activity
Source: RefSeq, a predicted model, not a curated record